AACAGUAAACUAUAAUGGCGGAGCAAAGGCCAGUUUCUACGGAAAAAAAUGAAAAAAUCUCUAUAAAUAAUGAUACAAUAAACCAAAAUCAAAAUGAUAAGGAGGAAAAUGAAGGAAAGGAUGAGAUGGAGAGAGCUUCAGUUGAAGAAAUUAAACAAAGCCAUCAUAUGAAGCCUGAAUUAACAAACAUGAAGAGUUUAUACCAACAUCGAUCUCAACCUUGUCUACCUCACGUUCUCUCAGAUUACGGCAUGGAAACGAGUAGACAAAAAAAGAAAAAGUUAUCAGAUAAAGCCAGAAGAGAAAAAAGAAGAAAAAGACGUCAAGAAUUUGUGGAUAGUGAUGAUGAACGAGAUAAAGAACGUGAAAAAUUCAAGGAAGAGAAAUAUCUGUCUGUUGUUGAUGAUUUACAUAAAUUGAGGAAUUAUUAUUAUCGUGAAUAUCGAGAUCUAUUGACAAAUAAAAUUGAGAGGCAGCGGCAGGAAAUCAAAGAGAGAUCAGAGGUCAUGUUAAGUAGGUCACAUCUGAAAGAAGAGGAUGAGAAAGCAGCUAGUCAUAAAGUUAAACGAAGAUUACCAAAACAUGUGAUGGUACAUAAUGACCAGUAUCUGAAAAACAUACCAAAAACAGAUAUGUCCAAGAUUGUUAAUCUUCAAACUAAGUUACAAAAACAAGGAAAGCUGAAAACUCAGUCUGAUAUUGAUCAGUUCUGGACGUCUAUCCAGAAUCCUGAUGUAUUUGCUCUUUAUUUUAAUUCUGGAAAUGGUUCAACCAUAAGCCCUGAUCCAUGUCAGUUGAGUGAAUUUGUGGCACCAAGACCACUCAGUCAAAUUAACGAAUCGGCUGAAUCGUCUCGACCUACAACAAGGGGAGAUAACUGGGCUGUAACACAGCAGUACAAACAUCAACAUAAGUCUCCAGGAUUAUCACGACAGAAGACUAACACAUCUGUUGGCAAACAAGCGGCCAUGAAUUUAGAAAAGAAAUGUCCAAUGGUUGAAAUGCCACCAUUACACUGUUUUACCAUGGAUUUAAGUGCGAAACCUCCUGAUCCAGAAGUGACCAGUAAAAGAGUUCAAUUAAAAGCUGUAGAAAAACAAAGAAAGAAAUUCAUGGGGAAAUUACAUAAAAUGCAUCAACUGGCAAUGGCCAAUCAUGCUCUAGCAGCUAGGAUAUUAGAUAAGCAUGAAGAUUUAACAAUGUUUUUACAAGGUCCCGAUUUAUCAGAUUUGAUAUCUGAUUAUUAUUACAACAAGUCUCCUCGUCGUAUUCCCUCCCCUCCUCUCUCUAGUGAUCAGUGGGCAGUGGAGAUGUCCCAUCAGUUGCCUGUGUUACCAGAUAUACCUAGUCGUGGUAGUAGUGAAACUUCUCAACUAUCGACAUCACCAAUAGAAGAGGAAGAUGAAUCACCUAAAGCAUUCUGCGAUACACCAAUGGAAAAUAAGAUGAAAAUGAUAAUGGAGAAACCGUCUGCACCUCUUCCAUUAACGAUGACAGAAGUCAUGGCACAGUGUCGAGUUGUUGAACCAAAAGUUUUGAGUACCAAUUGGAAUAACUACCUACGCGCUGGAAAAACUAAUUAAUGAUUCCUUUAUAAAGUUGUUGUACAUGUUUUUUUUUAUCAAUGUUAUUUUUAUACUAAUUGAUUGAAAAAGUUUGGAAAUACUCACGAUCUGCUGAUCCCUAUCGUUUGAUUCUUGGUACGUACUAAUAACAUCGAAACAUUUGCCUGGCCUUUCAGUGGUAUAUCCAGCAUUUUUUUUUUUAUAUCAAAUAUCUACAGAUAGCGAGACAGGGGCCGACACUUUAAAUGUUUGACAGCCGGUCAGCUUUUGACCUAUUUUAUUUAACUUGGAUUUGUAAGACAUUUUUCCCAAAAAUAUGAUUAUUUUGGGCAAUAUCCUAAAUUGUUUUGACAUUAAACCCAUAAAUUUAACUGUAUUUAAAGGUUAAUCUCUAAUUAUAUGGCAUAUAAAAUUGACUGACAGUUAGGUUAUCCAGCUGGUUGAGACUAAAAGGAAAGCCCCGAGCGAAACAAAAUCUGUUUCUGAAAACGGGGAUAAAUUAUUUGAUAACUGUUUUGAUAAUCAGCAUUAUUUAUUGUAACCAAAGCCAUCGAUUGAUUCAAUUUGUUUUGUAAAUCGAAAUUUUACAUUUUUUUUUUAAAACUAAACUGUAGGUGGCUGUAUGCUUUCUUUAAUUUUCUGUUAAAUGCACAGGCCCUAUGGAUGUAGUUAUGGAAUGUUUUUCGUAUAUUUGUAUUGUCAUCUAAUUGUAACUAAUAUUUUUAUUAUUUGAUAAUGUCCUGUUAUUCAUCCCAAUAUAUACUCUGUCCAUCAGUAUCUUUUACUAUAUAUUGAAAAUCUGUGAUAUUGUACAUUCAGACUUUAUAUUUUUUAACCAGAAACUGGUUGCAUAAUACUUGGUAAUAUUAUUGUUGCUUGAGAAAGCUAUGGCUCUGCCAAUUGUUGAUAUGUCACAAUUCAGAGAGGGCUGCGACGAUGUCAUGCUCUGUUCCUGGUUCAUAUAGUAUUUAUUACAAUUGAUGGUUAACCUAAAUGUAAACCAUUCUUGUUAUAACACGAAUAUGUGAUAUGCUGCUCUACAGUCAAUACUCACUAUCCAUUUCUAGAUUAUAACUUAAUUAAAAUAAAACCAAUAUUUCA
Molecule: messenger RNA, 2666 nt
Organism: Patella vulgata (common limpet)
Lineage: Eukaryota; Metazoa; Mollusca; Gastropoda; Patellidae
Exons: 14
Coding region: 15-1583 (522 amino acids)
Source: RefSeq, a predicted model, not a curated record